This is a messenger RNA of Linum trigynum, 1704 nucleotides long. The record is from the annotation of a GenBank genome assembly. NCBI's taxonomy places the organism in Eukaryota, Viridiplantae, Streptophyta, Magnoliopsida, Malpighiales, Linaceae.
UAACCAUAUGAUAUCCUAACUUCUUUAUUCUUCAUUGAUUAGGUUAUGACAUGAAGCGAAAUCACAUAUUAGCUAGUAAAGUUCCUAUUGUAUGUGGCAAAAACUCGAGUAGGAUGACCUUAGUGGAAGGGAUAGAGCAUUAUAAUAAAUGAUGCAAAGAUGCAUCUUAUUAAGGAGAAUGAAUGCAUAAUCAUCUAGAAAACACUAAACAUUAGUUUUACUUGAUUGCUUUGUUUGUUUGUUUCGUGCAUUAGUAGUGUAGUAGUUCGAGUAAAGGGCACCUCAACCCAUCAUAUUUAUUUUCCUUUGCAUCAUCAUCGCAUAAAAAUUGGUUAGGUUUGAGUAAUUAUCAUCCAAAUACCUCGUGGAAUAUGACCAUAAGACAUCCUAGGAAUUAUCACUCGAUUGCUACGUCACCUGUUACAUUGCCAUCACUCAUAUAGCCUGCAACAAACUUGAUGUUGAAAAUAGACAACCAAUAUAGAGGGAAUGCACAUACGGAGGGGGCAUUUGGGUCGCCCCCGUGUGAGUUACUCUCUGAGUCUCUGUUGCAGGUCUCAUUCCCAAUCCCAAUAUAUUUUUAAAUUUCUGUUUCUAGUUAAUGAUUUUCUUUGUCUCUAAAUUAAAAAAUUAUAUGCAAAAUUUUGGUUUAAAAAUGUUAAUUAAUGAUGAAAAUUAAAUUGAAAAGUACAAAUUAGAUUGCAAAUAAGUAUAUAUUGAAUAUAUAAGAAAAUGUAUAGUUUAUUAGAAGAACUUUAAAAUGUGAGAUGCGAAGCUAAAUUUGAAUAUUUGAAAAUUUUCAAAGUGUAAAUUUAAUAUGGAUUGGAAUUAGUCUAAGGCCCCGUUUAGUAUCGAUUUGUUGUUGUUGUUGUUGUGGUUGCAGUGGCGUUGUGUAAACAGAUGUACAACCACAACAGGAAAAAAAUAGAAAACAGAAACCUGUUUAGUUGAUAAUAUGAAAAAUAAUGAAAGCAGACAACAAGAAACAAAAACGCGUUCAGUUACUACUAUUAGAACUAAAAACCAGAAAAGUGAGGAGGCGGCGAUGGGGGGAAAAGAUUCGCAGUCGGCGGGGAAUCUAAAGGAGGUGGCGGGAGGAAAGGGAGGCGACGGGAAAAGCCAGGAGGCGGGGGAAAGGAUUCGAAGUCGGCAGCGGGGGAAAGGGAGGCGACUGGAAUCGAGAGGAGGAGGCGGCAGGGGUUGCGAGGUCGGCCGACAGGGUAAAGGGAGGCGGCGGGGCAAAGGGACGAAAUCGACGGUGGGGGGAGAUGGACGAUAUCGGCGACCUGGGUCUCGAGAGGAAGAAGUUGAGAGAGGGAGGGAGUUGUUGGGCGGCGGGUUUGGGAGAAAAUGAGGGUAGGGUUGGCCGACUAGGGUUUGGAGGUGGGUUUGUGAGUUAAAAAAAAAAGAGAAAUUUUUUGCUUUGGGUGGGAUUCGAAUUGAGGGUUAUUUUAAUGAAAACAAACGGGAAUCCCGUGUAAAACAUGUAGAAGAAUCAAAUCCAAAGCAAUAAAUUGUUGUUUCUCAAAUUUGGGCCAUGUUGUGCAAAUCUGAUUCACAACAAAAAAUAGAAACCCAACUAAACAUGUUUUUUUUCUUGGUUUCUCCAAUCUUGAAAAAUACAACAGAAAACAAAAACAGGCAACAAUACUAAACGGGGCCUAAGUGAUUGCAUGCCUCAAAAAAUAAAAAUAACAAUGAAAA